UCUCAGCGAAAUGCUGACAACAUAUCUCAAAGGUGGAAGCUGUAUUCUACAAAAGCGAGGAAUCAAAAUAAAGUGCGAGCGAUUCAAGUAUGGGGGAAUCAUCGUCAACUCCUUUAACGCCGAGGAGGAAGACAAGGAAAAAUCAGGAAGCGGCUACUACUUCUUCAGAGACUGUGGCAACUGCGUCUGCCAUCGGUUCCAGCACUAAAAAGAAGCGGGGCCGCAGGAGCACGACACCGAAGAAAGAAAAGGGGACGGAGACGACCCAACCCAGAACCCCCCCUACCAUCGAAAGCAGUGCCACCAAGAAGAAACGAAAACGAAAAAUAACGUCGCCGGAGCCAGCGCCAAUACCAACACCAACACCAACACGAACCAAUGCCGUGGCAAAGAAAGAGAUCAACCGAAAUGCGGGACCCACGAUCGUUGAAAAGGAUGCCGUGGCUCCCACGUCCACGACCUCCAAAACCACCAACAAGGAAUAUCCAGCUACAAUGGAUGCCCGGGUUCAUCGAUUGCGUCACAUGGGAUACAUUCCCGGGAGCGUAUCCGCCCUGACACCAAGAUCUACCAACUGCGGACAGAUCGUCGUCGCCCGAACCGACGGCAGCUACGAGCUCAAAUCGGUCACGUCUCCACCCAAGGGGAUCGCCAGUAGCAACAGACACUACGCGGACAACAUCAGGGUUCCGAUGCAUCGAUUGGUAACGAUUGCGGAGACGCCUCCCGCGACGGGCCGGAAGCCUUCCAACGACGAAGACAGUUCCGUGGACUCCGAGAUGGACGCGGAGGACGACGAAUCAUCUUUGCUUCUCUGUCCCGAUGCCGCCUCUUCCCUGUGCUGGGUGUACCCGUCUGCUCUGUCGUCUCCGGUCUGUGUUGGAUCGGGACCCAACGGCAACCUGUGGAUCGUAGAUUUUAAAACAUCGAGACCGAUCGACGUCGUUUCGAGCGGUGGCGGGGGGAUUUUCGAUCUCGCGGUCCUGAGCUGCGGAGACGGUGGCGGCAGCGACGACAACGGUGCGGGGUUUCCGUUUGUAGCCGCCGCCUGUGAAGACGGAUCGGUCCGGAUAUGGAGGGUGGGUUCCGGCGAUGGCAGCAGCCGCGGGCAGAUUCUCCAGGACACACCGUUUGCCACUCUUCCUUCCGUAGGGGCACCGAUUUUGUCGUUGGUGUGGAGGCACGUCGCCACGAGGAGCAAAGGAAAGAACCGAGCCACGAUUCAAACCGUGGUCUUUGCUGCCACCGCUGAUGGCACCAUCCGGAAAUACGGGCUCGAGAUUGAUCGGCAACAACAAAUCAUAGAUUCUUCCGAGCCGAGUGACUCUUACUCGAUACCCAAUCCCCCCAAAUCGAUCUUGCGCAUGACGGUCGAAAGCAAAGGACGAAAGGACUCUACCAAGGUUUGGACGCUUUUGCUGCUACGGGACAACACUGUCGUGGCGGGAAAUUCUCUGGGACAGGUCCAAUUCUGGAAUGGCGAAACAGGGACGCUGACCCAAACCAUUGUGCAAUCGAAUUCGCGGGCCGACGUCCUCAAGCUGGUCGUUGAUUCCGACGAAACSAAGAUAUUUUGUUCCGGUGUCGAUUCCAGGGUGGUGUGCUUGGAACGAAAGAAGCCCCCGAUUAAGGCAAUCGCAGCCCAGCAGCAGUCGAAUGCCACUGGUAGCAGCAAGGAUCUAACGGCAUUAGUAGCAUCCCACCUCACGUCCUAUCGACCAUGGAGAAUGACGGUCAGCCAGCGACCGCACACCCACGAUGUCAAAGCGAUGGCUAUUGUCGCUUCGGCGUCGGCGUCUGGUGCCAGACCUACCGAAACGCUGUUGACCGCAGGAGUGGACACGAAGAUUUGUUCGUACUCGGUUUCGAACUUUUCCCAGAGCCAGCCACAAACGUGGUAUCCCUGGCCGAGUGCAACCUCGCUGUUCUCUUCCUCCAUCUCCACGGCCAAGGGCGGUCCAAGGUUGGUGGCAAUGCAGCGGUACAACGGUAUUGAGUUGUACGAGCUCGAGGCCUUGAAGUCCCGCAAAAACAAUCAUAUUAUGCUUUCGGCUCACGAAUCCCACAAAACAGUAAUUGCGCAACACCCAACGAGUAUCCCGCUUGGGACCAUCAAAUUGGAUGGAGGCGAGGGAGAAGAAGAGCAAGACUCGUCGAGUGUCCCGACGCCUUCCUCGCCGUUGCGGGCAUCGUUAUUGAGUCCGGACGGUCAAUACUUGGCGGUUUCGAACAUGUCGUCAACCUAUGUAUUCUACAUCGAUUACAUCGCAAGUGCGGAAAGUCCUCGGCGAAUUCGACCAAGAAUGAUAGAGCUUCCAGAGGAAAUUCGAAACGUGUCGGCCACAACAUUUCUAUUUGUCGGUGCGACUCUCUACGUUGGAGAUUCUUCCAGAGACCAAAAGGUGUAUGUGGCCCGGUUGCGUCCUGGCAAAACCAAAGGCGAGGACGAAGAUCAGAUGGGCAUCGACGUUGAUGAUAGCAAAAAGAAAAGCUUACAGGAAACCAUCAUCCUACCUACAUCUUGUCAAACUAGCUCCGGACAAAUCGCAUUGCCGAUCCAAUCCAUUCAUGCUAACGACGAGUUUCUGGUUACCCUUAGUCAUGCACAAGAGAAUGCCAUUCACAUCUUUCGACGAAAAACCAAAAACAGACCCUUUGAACAUUUUUGGACUCUGCCAAGCCUGGGCGGCGGAACCGAUGCCCGACCAGCUGCUGUGACACUGUUGGAUGGCAAUAAGCUCGCUGUUGCGACGUAUCGGUCGCAUUUGUAUCUGUUCGACAUUGAAACCAAAAGUCUAAAUGAAUGGAGCGAAAAGUAUGGAUUCCCACUCAAAGAUAGCAAAUGGACGGAAGAUGCUCUUUGCGACCGAGGCUAUCCUGUCCGAUUGAUUCCACGCCAAAAUGGACGCCUCGUCUUGGUACGUAAAUCCUGCACCUCAAAAGUGUUUUUGGAGCGCACGAUGUUAUUCCCCAUUCAAGCGAGCAAUGCUCUUGAUCUUUUUUGGGGGUUGUCAAUCUUGCUAGAUAGAAUUUUGGUCUCGUUUCGCCCACUCCAGGCCCUGUUCAGCUGGUUCGUGGUAUAGUAGUAGUCCACAAUUUUUCGUUAUUACUCACGCAGUUCAUAAACUAUUUUCACUCUAAUGAACAGGUGUCAUUCGGCACUUUUUGUGUCAUUGAUCUCACGAAACCAAUGCCACAGCGCUGUCGAACAGUCCCUAAGAGACCUGUGUGGAGAACUCGAAAGAAAUACAAGGCCGUUGUUCAUGAUGACGGCGAAGACCACGAUAAUGUAGAAGAUAACGACGAUCAUUGGCUUGAUUCCAGAGUGACCAAAGUUGUCGAAGAUGAAUAUUCCCACAAUGAUCUUGAUGCAGAAGACGACGACGCAACGGAAGCCAAAAACUCUCAAGCAUCUGCCUCAAGGUCGUCCGACACGAAGUCUAUCAAGGUACCAAACGAAAUUCAUGACGAAGAACUUGCUGCUAGAAGCUGCACGAUCUGUUCGCACUACAAGAAUAUUCUUUACGCAAAUUUCCUUGGUGCGAAAGAAAUGAUUGUAGUUGAACAGCCGUGGUUAGACAUAGUGGAAACGUUCCCAGCAGCUUUGCAGCGUAAAAUUUAUGGUGCUGACUAGGACGCCAACGGUACGUUUUCGAAUCGAAUCUUCAACCCGCAAGAUUGCAGCGAUGCUUGGACUUUUUCAUGUCCUCGAACAUCUCCUUUUUUAACUCUUGCAAUAUUAUACUAGUAUGUAUAUACUUUUGUCUCAAGUUUGAACUGAUUGAGUCGUUUUCAAGUCGCUUGACUGGUAUAGAUUGAGGUAACAUUUUCUUUUUUUAUUCGAAAUGGGCUAAUGGAGUUGCUUUCUUCUUCGUGUUCUUCCAAUACGGAUAUUCCAGAUGCUUUCAACAUCUGCUGAGUACCGUUCUCUCAUAUUAUCAACAAAACGAGCUGCGGCGUUCCUUAGAGCAAUGUUAACCUGGUAAUAGUUUCUUUCGUUAUCUUACUAUUGAAAAAUGAACUAUCGAGUCUUAA
Pseudo-nitzschia multistriata is the source of this 4035-nucleotide messenger RNA. The record is from the annotation of a GenBank genome assembly. NCBI's taxonomy places the organism in Eukaryota, Bacillariophyta, Bacillariophyceae, Bacillariales, Bacillariaceae.